ACACAACUACUGACCGAUUAAAAACAAAAUGGUGAUGACGCAGGAGAUCAUUCCAUUUGCGAGGGAGAUGCUAAGUCUUCGACCAACAAAAGGUGCCAUGAAGGUAUAUCUGAUUGGAGGGACCUUUGCAGUCCUGGGCAUCAUGAGUGGAGUUGUGGAAGCUGCCUGUUCACUCUUUCCAGAGCAGGAAGAAAUCACCCGUAAGACACUGAUGGAAGAGACCAUAACAGUGACGACUCAGACUCAAGAGCCUCAGACGAUCAUCCCAGCAGAUGAUGAACAGGAAGCUGAGAUGGAAGACAAGACUAAGGAACUGCCCAUGCCCAGGCAGCGGCGUAUGAGUUUCAGGGCCCAUGCCUCUUAAGAUACACACUAACACACUGCAUGUGCUGCCUGUGCACUGAGGGUUGUGUAUGUCUGACAGAGAGGAAAUGCAAAGUGCCUGUUGGGGUUGAAUGCUGUUGAACAGCUUAUAUUGGGAAUUCUGGGUGUGACCUGUUCUCAAAUGUUACUUUGUAAGUUUGUUAAAACGAUGUAAUGAUUUUCUACUGGCUGAAUAUUAUUUAUAAAGGAUGUAACAAGUCUUUAUUAGUCUUUAUUAAGUGAGCUUUCUAUGAUUGCAGAUCAAUAAAUUCUAGUUUGUGCAAAA
Molecule: messenger RNA, 649 nt
Organism: Tachysurus fulvidraco (yellow catfish)
Lineage: Eukaryota; Metazoa; Chordata; Actinopteri; Siluriformes; Bagridae
Gene: g0s2
Product: G0/G1 switch 2
Exons: 1
Coding region: 29-364 (111 amino acids)
Source: RefSeq, a predicted model, not a curated record